AUGACACAGCCGCCCGCAAAACGUUCUAGGCGAUCGCGGUCACAGAGGAAGCGGUAUGUCUCCCCUACGGACAUAACCGAAAGCAUACAUCAGGAGCUUGUAUCCUCUGGCACAAGAAAAGGAGCCAAACGUCCUCUCAGCGAUUUCGAAGCCGGCCGGGGCCCUGAUGUACUUCAGGAUAAACUUCAUCGACCUGAUCUGGAGGCCAAUAUCCGGGAGACGAGGUCACGGAACGCGCUCGUCCCAAAUUUCAAUACUCCGACGCGCGAUCCACGAUCCGAGGUGCAUACGUCUGUCCAGCACCCUCAACCAGCAGCAAAGAUGAGCCGACACGAGCUACAGUCUGCUGGCGAUACAUCUGAGACGCAGCCGGAUGGACUUCUUUCGCAAACCCGCCAUCUGGGGUGUCUUUUAUGGCCAAAGGUUGGGUUUGGAGAAGAGGCACCAUAUCCUCGCUGGCUAGUUGCUAAGAAUCCAGAGAAUGGCGGCUCAAGUGGCUUCUUCGAAACACGUUCACCGCCACAGAAGCUUUCUCCAGUUGCCUCUUCUAGCACGUCCGAGACAAAGAUAGGCGGUGGUCUCUGCAGCCUUGUAUGGGUCUUCGAUGCCGGCCCGUCUUCAGGAUGGAAUAAGCUGGAUGAAGACCAGCUCUAUGAGUACGCAUACAAGUGUCUUGAAGACGCACUGAGCCACCCUAGUUCUCGUGAACACUUCCGCUUCGCAGUGACCAAUCUGUUCCCGACGUCUAUCACAAACGUGUCGGAUUCUUUGCCGUUGAUGCCAACGGCGCCUAAGACAUGCUACCUGGGAACGCAGCCCGGACUGCAUGCGAUUAUAGAGGCCCCGACCAAUCUUGACCAGGCAACCUACUACUUUGCAAAAUACUCCCGUCCAGUGAUGGCAGUCAGCCUAACCCGCCCAGGUCUCCAUGCCAGUGAAUCGCAUCUGCAAACCAUGGCAACCAAAAUAUUCUACAACAUGAAGGGAACCUUGGGGCCACUGAGAACAGGUGGUGAGCCAGAUGAAACGUCCAAUCUGGCCGAUUACAAUAGUAUGGGUAGCCAGUCCACCGAUCAAUCAUCACCGUGCUCUCCGUUCAGAGAGCAGAACGACCCGGCAACAUUGCAAGAUAUCCCCACAACGGAGAGUCUUUCUUCUCUGCCUCCUGGUGAGUGGGAAUGCGUCCCUUCAAUCUUGUACCUUCACACCUGA
Molecule: messenger RNA, 1212 nt
Organism: Penicillium lagena
Lineage: Eukaryota; Fungi; Ascomycota; Eurotiomycetes; Eurotiales; Aspergillaceae
Exons: 1
Coding region: 1-1212 (403 amino acids)
Source: RefSeq, a predicted model, not a curated record